UGGGGAAGCUAGGCAGGGAACGUGGUUGCUCAUCACCUGAUGCUUUGCAGACUGAGACCCGAUUGGUGGAGAAGGGCUGUAUUUUUUUUUUCUCCUCCAUGCUGCUUUGAUUUUUUUCCCCUCUGCUUCUUUAGGGUGUCUGCUGUUUCCUAGCACUUGCAAGAGUCUGGGCAGCAGCAAGCAGCAGCAAUAGCAGCCGGAGGCAGAGGAGCAGUGUUAGCCCAGAAGGAGGCAGGGGACUGCAUGGGAAGGAGCAGCACCUAGCUGGAGAGACUGCUUUUGCAGCCAAGUUUCUGCAAACCAGAAACCUCACCCCAGCUGUGUGCCUGACACACAUUUAAUACACAAGGCAGCCACACUAACUUCUUAGUGUCAGAGGUUCCCUGUGGAGACAGGAGCCAGGCGGGUUGGACCAUGGAGCUGCUCUCCACCCCCCGCAGCAUCGAGAUCAACAACAUCACGUGUGACUCAUUCCGGAUCUCCUGGGCCAUGGACGGGGGAGACCUGGAGAGAGUCACCCACUACUUCAUCGACCUGAACAAGAAGGAGAACAAGAACUCCAACAAAUUCAAACACAGGGAUGUGCCCACCAAGCUGGUCGCCAAGGCAGUCCCACUGCCCAUGACUGUGAGGGGCCACUGGUUCCUGAGCCCCAGGACAGAAUACAGCGUGGCCGUGCAGACAGCGGUGAAGCAGAGUGAUGGGGAGUACCUGGUGUCUGGCUGGAGCGAGACCGUGGAGUUCUGCACAGGGGACUAUGCUAAGGAGCACCUGGCCCAGCUGCAGGAGAAGGCUGAGCUCAUUGCGGGCAGGAUGCUCAGAUUCUCUGUCUUCUAUAGGAACCAGCACAAGGAAUAUUUCCAGCAUGUCAGGAUGCAUUGUGGGAACAUGAUGAAGCCCUCCCUGAAGGACAACAGUGGGAGCCAUGGCUCACCCACCAGUGGCAUGCUGCACGGGAUCUUCUUCAGCUGCAAUACUGAGUUCAACACAGGCCAGCCCCCACAGGACUCGCCCUAUGGCCGCUACCGCUUCCAGAUCCCUGCCCAGCGCCUCUUCAGCCCCAACACCAACCUCUACUUUGCGGACUUCUACUGCAUGUACACCGCCUACCACUACGUCGUCCUGGUGCUGGCCCCUAAGGGCUCCCCAGGAGACCACUUCUGCCGGGAGCGCCUGCCCCAGCUGGACAUUUCCUGCAACAAAUUCCUGACCUGCUGCAUGGAGGACGGCGAGCUGGUCUAUCACCAUGCCCAGGACAUCAUCCUGGAGGUCAUAUACACCGAGCCCGUCGACCUCAGCCUGGGCGUGCUGGGAGAGAUCAGCGGCCACCAACUCAUGAGCCUCUCCACCGCUGAUGCCAAAAAGGACCCCAGCUGCAAGACGUGCAACAUCAGCGUGGGGCGCUAGUGACUUGAGGGGGGAGCUGGAGGGGAUGCGUGUGUGGGGAGGCAUGCAUGAAGCAGGACUGGACUAACCUGAGGCUUUCUGCAAUGGACGCGGUCUGGGAUGGGGGCAGGGGUGGAAACUGGGACCUGGAUGGGACUUGUGGCUGGAGUGAGCGUGGACUGUGGAUUUCCAAUCUCUCGGCGCAUGCCUUGCUGUCCAAUGUCAAUAUGGACUUGGCAGGAUCCCGGCCCUAGUGGGAGAGGACCUCCGGUGCUGCUCAGAUGGGAUCUUGGCCUCCAUUGACUCCUGCAGACAAACCUUGGUCAGUGUGGGAAGGGAAACACCUGAGCUCCUGAGCUGGCUGCUAAUCUGAUUCAAGCCAAGGUGGAAAGACCCGCCCCCUUCUGCACUUGCCCCACUGGAGAGUGGGAGCUCCAGCCCCCUUGGAACCAAGUUGCCCAUUCAUUGCCAUUUUCAGGUUGGAAAGAACAAGAGCUUUGGGUUAAUUUGGAAAUGUUAUCAUCAGGGGAACCUGGAGCUCUUCCCUCUCUGAUAUGAGCUCCCCUUCUCCUAGAUCUGCCCCUUCACCCAGAGCCUCUCUCACCCUGUCAAUUCAAUAAGCCCCUCCCUUUCUGCUACUCUCCCCAACCCUACCCUUUGCUAAGUGCUCAGUCAACUCCUACCUUGCCCAGGUGGGCUAGAUCCUCACCUGCCACCUGAUUCCCACCUGGGGAGCCCUGAAGGGUAUGUCCCACUGCAGCUGGGAGCCAGCCUCCUAGCCCAGGGAGAUAGAUUUGCACGGGGGGCGGCUUGUGAACCCAGCAUACACUUAACCACCUAGCCCAGGUGUGGGUCCUAGCUUAGAUGGCCAGCUGUGAAACCAGAGCCUGCUGUUUUCUCCUGGUUGGGACUCUCAGCUAUUGGAGGCUUGGCAGGCUCAGGAAAGAGCAUGCAGCUACCUCACCCUCAGCUCCCUCCAUCCGGGCUCUGUCUCAGCCCCAGGCUGUCCUGGAACUUCUUGCUUCACUGCCUUUAUUUACCUGGUUAAGCGCCGUGUGGGCUGGGCGAGCGGCCCCAUUGCAGGUCCCGACAGGCCCCGUGGCACUCCUAGGUUGUGUUGGAAUUCCCGGGGGUGGCUGUAGCAUGAAUGUACCUGCUCCCCAGUCUCAGGUGGAGCCUAGCCCUGCCCAGGAGGUCUCCUCCCACCCCGGCUGGGCGGGGGGAGGAAUGCAGCCUCCCUGCUUGUGACUUCAGCCACGUCCUGGAGUGACCUGCCAGCUUCUGGGGUGAGGAACAAUUUCAGCCUCUCUUCCUUUUGUCCCCCUUGGCCACUCCCACCUCCAAGCACGGCUCUCUCCUGGCCUCCCACCACUGUGCACCAUGGAACCAGGCUGAUUGGAGUGCUGGGUCUCCUUGCUAUUACCAUGUCCCUCGGGCAUGAUCUGCUUGCCAUGCUACGGCCUUUGAUGUGUUGCCCCAAAAGCGGUCUUGAGGGCUGCUUUUUUCUCCAGGUGAUGGGAGAAGAAAGGCUUGGCUAGAUCCCAAGGCAUUCACAGCAGAGCUCCAUCCUUGCUUCAGCCUAACUUGUCCAUCACUCGAGGCAGCCUGAGCCAAGCAGAACUUCCUCAAACUCCUGCCCCAGGCCUGCUCUGCUCCCCACACCAGCCACCUCCUCCCAAGGCUGAGCCUCGCUCCCUCCUCUUUAUAAAUAGUGCUGGGCUUUCUGUGCUAUGUGAAAACUUUAGCUUUCCAGGGGAGUCUGCCGGCGCCCAGACUGCUUGAACAUGUGGCGUGAGGUGCCCGUCAGCCUUCCAGCCAUGCCUGUGAGCUGCCCUUGGCCCUGAGAGAGGACAGCAUGAGGGGGCAUUUCCUAAAUUGGAAGAGAGAUGCAGACUCUGCCCUUUCACCAUGCCCUGCUGCAGACUGGGGCCAGGGCCUGAAGGACAGAGGCAACAGAGAUAUUCUGUGUGGAGAGGUUUUUCGGCAUCUGGAAAUCAGAUAAGACCCACAGAGGAGCUUGUGGGCAUCCAAAGCAGCAGGUCCAAUCAAAUGAACUAAGGACUCUGGUACCAACAGCUGGAAGAUGUUCGACGUCCCAGAAUUCUGAUUCCCAUCCUAUUCACCAACUGGGGGUUUGAACUCAGGAACCUUCAGCUUUAAAAGCCUGAGCUGCUACUGUGUGAAUUAAAGGAGCAAGUCCCCCUGCUAGCAGCAGAAGUAGUAGAUUCACAAACAGAUUUGAUGUAGACCGGCCACUAGCAGCAGAUAAAGAUCCUAUAGUUUCCUGGUGAGCAGUCAUAUUCUAGACCCGGCAUAUCCCCAGUUGCCCAGAGAAAUAGAGCAGGGCGUUCAUUAUCAAGCAGUCACCCUUAAAAGGGGAGGGAAAUUUCAAGCGCUGGCCAUUGCUCCGGGAAGGGAGGCCCUGCUCUGGUGAGCACAGUAGUGUUUUAAUUCUUAGUGGCGUUUAGGGUGCUUGAGCAUCCGGCUGUGCAGUGUUUGCUGUGUGCCGUCGCAAUGUUGUGCUGUUAGUGCUGCAGCCAGGAAGUGAUAAGGACCUUGGCUUUUUUUACACUAGCUUUUGAUUUCCCCUUAUACUGCAAAAUCCAGCCAUGCCAACUGAAAAAAACACCACUUGUCCAUUGGGACGUGGCUUGUGCAGAGGCUGCUGAUGCCCACAGGCAGUGCACAGUUUCCUGGCUGGUCUCUGACCUGUGCGCUGAUACUGACACAGAGGUCCCAAAGGCUGCUGCAGUCUCGGAAGCUUUUCCAAGCAGUAAUGUUGAUAGAUCACUCCAGCAAAGGCCACAGGAUUUGCAGCACCAUGUGACUUAUGUUUCAUUGCUCGUGGCAAUGUGAGACUUGAGAUAAUAUAUGGGAAAUGAGUGCAGGCAGGGCGUGGUAGGUGUGACAGUCAGCCUUCCCCGGGGACAGGCGGAGGAGGGUGGUGGUGACUAAGGGUGUGUUCACAGUGCGAUGAAAGAUCCACUGCACAGCUAUGGCUGGCCUGGGUCAGCUGCCACAGGCUCGCGGGGCUCAGGUGGUGGAGUUAUAAAAUUGCAAUAUAGACGUUCAAGCUCACCCAGGCUUAUGAGGGGGUUGGGUCUUAGAGCCUGGGCUCCAGCCCGAGCUGGAACGUCUCCACUGCAAUUUUUAGCCCUGCAGCCUGAGCCCAAGUCAGCUGACCUGGGCUCCGAGACCCAAUGCCAUGGGUUUUUUUUUUAUUGCAGUGUAGACAUACCCAGAGAGUCUUCCCUGGAGACAGAAGGAGGAGGGGGUUGGUGACAAUCGGCCUUUCCUAGAGACAGCUGGAUGGGGGAGGUGGUGAGUGGGAUUGACAGUUUCUCUAGAGACCGGAGGAGAUGUGUGGCACAGCUGACUGUGAACUCAUUGAAUCAGUGGGCCCAAUUCAGAGGUGUUGUGUAAGAGGGUUGUAAAUUGCCCAUUGGCCAAUGCGUGUGACAGUCAGGAAGUUGAGGCUGGUGUAACGCACACUCUGGAGCAGGAGGUUGAUUGAACUUAGACUGACAUAGGUGCCCCCAUGAGACCAGGAGGGGAGAAUCAGAAUCUAGCUAGGAGGGUGUCCAUAAGGGGGGAGCGGAUCUCUUCUUGGGAGCUUCUUGUCGUCUCUUUAAAGAUGACGCAGGCUAGGUUUCCCUUUCUGCAGCAUCAGGGUGGGAGCCAGAGGGGGCCGUGUCUGUUCUGAGAGACUCCAUCCCCCUUUGCCCUCUGUGCCCCACAUGUGGCUGAGAACCACAGCAUGGCGCUUGUGUGGCAGCGUCCACAUCAUCCCUGGCCUGAUGUGGUGCUUUUCCAGUCUCUGUGUAUGAUGCACGCUGUAAAGAAAACCCCUUACAAACCUGUGCUGUGCUGACAGUGUGUAUCAAUAAACUAACAACCUGUGUGCAGCCCAGCCUGCUGCUUGCAUUGGUGUCUCGGGACAGCUGGGUGUGUGUGUGGGUGCACCAGGGAGGUGAUCCAGUUUCCAGGAGAGGGCUUUUAUAUACAGCUGUGCGUGUGGCAGUGGGAAAUUGGAGGGGGGGGGGGCUGCAGUGACUGGUCCAUUGCUGAAGCUCUCCCAACUGAACGGAGCCUGAAAUGUCUUCUAAGGUCAAAAGGAAGAAAAGUUUAAAAACGGAUUAGGUUGCAAUGGUGAAUGUAGAGUCCCCACCCCAUCCCAGCAACCAUGUCCUGUUAAUUAACUCUGCCACCUCACCUCCUGCCUGGCCUCAAGAUACCCUCCAGCUCAAUAACCUCUGGGGUUACUGCUGUAGCAUUCCCCCAUGAAGGCCUCUCUGUACAGCUGGAGUGCUCCUGGGGUGGCUAACAUAGCUUCCCUGUUUCCUUUGGGGGCCUCUGUAGUGAAGGUCUUCCUGAGCAGACGCAUGACGGGUUACCAAAUUGGCUUCUCCCUCUCCCACCUGCUGGUGCCUCAAAACAUGGGGAUCAGUAUAAGACCCUGAAUGAAUAGGCCCCCAUAGAACACACCAACUAAGGAGGAAUGGACUGGCUGCUACUCACCACAAUUGCAAUGGGAUGGAUGGAUGGAGUCUUGAGGGGACAUUAUUGAUCUUGUGAACCAGAUCAGAGCAACCUCCGUCUGACACUAACAGGGCCAUGUUUGGGUGAUUCUGCUCUGGCUUUGAGCCAUGACAUUAUGGGGUCUUGACACAGCAGGACUAGCUUGCAGGAUGAACUAGGAAUUCUACUCUACUUUAAAGAAUUGCUACACUAUUCCAUAGUAAUUGAUACUGUAGUAUACGCCAUAGAAACAGACCCAGCACUGCUGCUCCACAGUAUUUAAUACUACAGUACUAAAAAAACAGAACAAUGGUCAACAGAAUGAAUGCUACACUAUUCUCCAGUAAACAAUAUUACAGAAUUUCAAAGAGCAUAUCACUGCUCAGCAGUAAUUAAUACUACAAUAACAAAAACCACAACAGUAUCCUACAGUAAUGACCCCAAGCACAAUAGCUUUACAAAAGAGUUUCUACUAGGCUAAUUCCUACAGUCCUUACUCAGUGCUUGACUUUACCUGAGUAAGGACUGUGGAGUAUGGCCCACCCUACUUGGCAUUAUCACUACAGAAGACUGCAGUAUUUCUGCCUGUAAGGGUGGAGAGGAUCUUGCAGCCCAUGGGUCCAUUCCCCUCCUCCCCACCUGCCCUGAGAUGACUCGAACGCUGCUCACAGACUGGCCACUCACCUUGCAGUCAGGUCUGCAGAGUUUGGCGAACACUGUGUUUUUGGAACUGGGCACAAAAUCCCAGAUUCCCGAAGGUAUUUAGGCACCUUACUUCCAUGGGAAUUAGGUGCCUAAGUACCUUUGAGGAUCUGUGCACAAAGUGCCUGCAAAUCAGAGGAAAAGAGUUUGCAAUGAACA
This is a messenger RNA of Mauremys reevesii (Reeves's turtle), 6765 nucleotides long. It is a transcript of the gene PHYHIP, whose product is annotated as phytanoyl-CoA 2-hydroxylase interacting protein. The record is from RefSeq and is a predicted model, not a curated record. Gene Ontology annotation, cellular component: cytoplasm. Bases 415 to 1407 code for a protein of 330 amino acids. The transcript has 5 exons. Gene Ontology annotation, molecular function: protein binding. NCBI's taxonomy places the organism in Eukaryota, Metazoa, Chordata, Testudines, Geoemydidae.